Molecule: messenger RNA, 1539 nt
Organism: Fonsecaea multimorphosa CBS 102226
Lineage: Eukaryota; Fungi; Ascomycota; Eurotiomycetes; Chaetothyriales; Herpotrichiellaceae
Exons: 2
Coding region: 1-1539 (512 amino acids)
Biological process (GO): ubiquitin-dependent endocytosis
Cellular component (GO): cytosol; cytoplasm
Molecular function (GO): protein-macromolecule adaptor activity; ubiquitin protein ligase binding
Source: RefSeq, a predicted model, not a curated record
AUGGAAGGGUACAAGGAGAUCACUUCAGCCAUCGAAGGACGUCUCUUUCUCUCGACACAGAAGGUGCACGAGGCGCAGGUGGGCAACGGGGCUUACUUCCAGUCUCGCCCCGUCACCCUGCCCACGGCGGAAUCCUGGCUAUCACCAUUCGCGAACCCGAUCAAUUUUUCAGCCAAGACCAAGCCCGAUGACCCCAAGAUCGUGCAAAAGGUUGGUGGCGGCGGCGGCGGUGCCCGAGAGAGCUCUCGUCGUCUCCACCUGAAGAGUUCCAGCAAGCGUCUGCCCAAGUAUAGCGAACAGGACGUGGAAUGCGUUGCGUCGACUCGAAACGAUGCCUUCAGCGUGGCCUUCGAUCUUGCCGAGCCUGUGAUGUAUCUGGAAGGAUUCGACUUCCCACAUAACCUGGAGCACACAUCUGCGGUUCUAAGAGGCGUGGUCCGACUGGAGAUCGUGCGGGAGACGACCAUGAGCAGGCUGUCGCUCGAUUUCCAAGGAGUCAGCCAGACCAUCUGGCCCGAGUCGUGGAGAGCGAGGCGUCUGAAAAAGGUAUACGACGAAAGCAUUGUCAAUCACGCAUGGGACUUCCUCGACAAGGAUAAGACCAGCCGGACAUUCAGCCCCGGAGUGUACAACUACAAUUUCGAACUUCCGCUGGCAUCCUCUUUUCCGGAGACCAUCGACCUACCGCUGGGCAAGGUCUUCUACUACCUGACAGCUACCGCCGCCGAAUCUGGACGCCCUUCUAGCUCUGCCACCUUCAAGCAGUCGGUUCAGCUGGUGCGCAUUCCGUGCAUGUGUUCGCUCGAGUUGACAGAGCCCUACGAAGUCCGCGGCCUCUUGCACGGCCUCGGGUACAAUUUCUCGCUCGCGGCCAAGUCCUGCCCUGUGGGCGGGCAGAUGCCCUUGCGUAUGAAGAUCACGACCCAGGCAGAUCGCUGCUGGCAGCAAAUCACCGUGGCCAUGGUCGAGGACGUGCAAUACCAGACACGCAACGGUCUGGCGUACCGAGAACAGUCGCGCUCCAAAGCCAUCCUCUACACCAAGCGCGUCAAGCGAGAUCCCCUCCACCAGCGGGCUUUCCGGCGGAUCAGUGCCGUGGGUGAAAACAUGGCGGUUUCCUACGCGAGCAGCACCGUCAUUGAGAAGGACGUACCACGGCGCAGGAGUCGAUCCAUGUCGGUGCAUGAAGACAGCGAGAGCAACUAUCUCCACGAGACGGCCGUUCUUCAAAUACCUUCGUGCUCGCGCCUCCAAGCGGACACUGCUUAUAAGUGUCUCUAUGUUCGCCACUACCUUCUGAUAACCAUAUCCGCCUUCGUCGAAGUCUCGGAGAGCAGUCGGAAACAUUUUGAGAUCCGGGUGAGGAUGCCCAUCCAGAUCCUGACCUGCAGGUGGCUGGACGGGAGUGCUACACUGCCCAAAUACUCGGAAGACCCGGAGCAGCUUUCGCUAGAGGGGUCUCCGAAUCUGUGUCGAUGUACAAGCGGCGGAUCAAGCCGUACAAGAAGUCCUCCCGGCGACCGGGGCGACUGUUUAUAG